GUAUAUGAAUAUAAACAAAAUUUAACUAUUUAUUGAUUACUUUUAGCAAAGAAGAACAAUAUUAAAAAUGAAUUUUACAAAAAUAUAGGUAAUUAAUGUCACUGGACGUUUAUUUUUUUUUUUAAUGCUGCUGGAAAUUACAAAAAACAAAAAUAUUGACAAUUGGGUGUCGCUGACCAUAUUUCUAAAUGCAAAUUUUAUGGCAGACUAUUUUUCGCAGUCGCAAAACCAGUUAGAUUCUGAAAAAGAUCCGAAUUCAGAUCUCUGUUGUUGCGAAUAUAUAGAUCACCAAAAUAAACGUUAUCACAUUCUUGCCUGCUGCUGCAAUUGUGAAGACUUUGACAAAGUAUUUACUGAUUGGCUUACCUGUCGACGCAUCGACCGAUCUCGUAAACGCAAUAUGUUGUUAUCUUUUCARGACCGCCUACGUAUACCAUGGCAUGGUGGGGCAAAACAAGUUACAUUUGAUACUCUUGCCCCCGUAUUCAUUAUACCGCUACUAAUAAGUAUAGCGGCGAUAAAUGCAUAUACGUGUGUUGUAAUCUUUGUAGCAUGUUCUGUGAUCAUGUGUUACGCAUAUAAUUACAUUCACCGUAAUGCAGGACAUACUACCUUCUUCAGUAUUUGGAAUCUUUCAUCUUUAAUUUAUUUAUUAUUGCUAUUUGAGUUUACUGUACCACUAUUGGAAGUACUACCCGAAGAAAAUGUGGUUUUAGCGCUUCUCUCUAUAAUAUCUGUGUUUUGUUUUUGGCAAACUCGUAAACGAGCCGUUUUAAAUAGAGUCAUACAACCUCUCACUGGGGGCAGCGAGCUGCCAGAUAUUGCAGAAACAAGCGUUAAUGAGGAGAAUGAAACAGAGCAAACAACAUUAUUGAUUGAGCAAGAUUUGGAUGAGGUACAAUCAUUGGAUGGUAUCAACAGUAAUCAGCCAAAUCUCUGCGCAACUUGUCGCAAGUGUGUGCCGGCAAGAACUGCACAUUGUCCUGUUUGCAGAGCUUGUAUUAAACGCCUUGAUCACCACAGUUAUUGGCUAAAUUGCUGUAUAGGCGAAAGUAAUCAUCGCUACUAUAUUGUAGGAAUGAUUUUUGGAGCUUUAGCUUUGAUAGUGGGUGCUGAUUUGACACUAACAGCGGUGUGUCAUCCAUUUUUAGCUGCUAACAUUGCAGGCGUGCAAAUUUUGCUACCAGACGAUUGCACUGAAAUUUUCGAGAUGUAUGAAUUAUCCGUAGCUUUUGUUAUUGCUAUUUACGCUUUAAUUAUAUCACAAUAUAUAUUGGUGAUGCUUGUGCAACAGGGGUAUAUGAUCUCACGCGGAAUAACAGUACAGGAAUGGAAGAGCGGCUUGCGGGGAAAUAACAAAACAGUGAAAUACAACUGCAAAAGUUUUGCUCUCUAAAAGGUAAAAUGUGUGAAGUCCACCAAAUAAAAAUUUGGCAUCAGCACAAAUUCUACUAACUAAGCUAGUGUCGCGUGUACUAAAUAAACCAAAGAGAAAGAAUUAUGCUUCAUAUGAAUUGCAUUAAAAAUAAUAAUUAUUCCUUGUAUGAUAAUAUAGUAACUUUGCAUAUAUUACCGUUAGUUUAACAUUAAUUCGUCAUCCUACUUAGGGACUGCAACUACUUACAACAACAACUAUUCUUUCAAGUGUGACAUUAAUUUUGUGCUCUCUAAAAAAGCUUUCAACUAAUUCGAGUUAUGUAUAUGAAACUGAUUAACUAACUUAUUAGAUUGUGGUAAUAAGUGAUAUGAAAUAAAAUUCAACUCUGUAAAAA
This is a messenger RNA of Bactrocera latifrons, 1772 nucleotides long. It is a transcript of the gene GABPI, whose product is annotated as palmitoyltransferase ZDHHC23. Lineage: Eukaryota; Metazoa; Arthropoda; Insecta; Diptera; Tephritidae. The coding region runs from base 125 to 1396 and encodes 423 amino acids. Gene Ontology annotation, biological process: protein targeting to membrane; peptidyl-L-cysteine S-palmitoylation. Gene Ontology annotation, cellular component: endoplasmic reticulum; Golgi apparatus. The record is from RefSeq and is a predicted model, not a curated record. The transcript is spliced from 3 exons. Gene Ontology annotation, molecular function: protein-cysteine S-palmitoyltransferase activity.